AUUCAAAUCCCCGAUCAUAAAUUGAGUAAAAUCAUCCGCUAACAAAAAAAAGAGUAGGAAACAUGAAAAUAAAGCAGUAUAGACUAUAGAAGCAAAAUUUGAAUUUGAAAGCAAAAGUAAUACUUACGUAAUGAAAGGAAAAAUAUCUUAACAGUGAUUAACUUUGGAUAAUUACAAUUCAACAACAAUGUGAAUGGUUAAGAUUUUCAUAAUAAUCCUAUCAAUGGUAGGAUUAGUAGGUCAUUUAAAACUUUCACACAAUUCACGAAUGGCAUGAAACUUUUAAUUUUCCCAAUUUAAACGGAGGUGGAUUCUAUGUAUAUAGACAGAACCCCAGAUAUCCUCAAAUUCAUAUAUUCUCUCUUUACCAUUCCACCAUCUUUUCUAAAUAAAUAAAUAUUACACAUUAAUCGCAUUAUUCUUGUUUCUACCUCUCUUUCUUUCUCCAAUACUAUUUCCCUCUAUAAAGACUUGUCACCAUUCUCUCCAAUAAUCCCACCUAAAAAGAUGGAUUUUUUCAGGCCUUUCUUGUUCUUUCUUCUUACAUUCUUUGUCCUUUCAUCUGCUCUUGACAUGUCUAUCAUCAGUUAUGAUGAAAAGCAUGGAGAUUUAGGGACAACCCAUUAUCGUACAGACGAUGAAGUUAAGGGAUUGUACGAAUCUUGGAUUGUUAAGCACGGAAAGAAUUACAAUGCCAUUGGAGAAAAGGAGAAAAGAUUUGAGAUUUUUAAGGAUAAUUUAAGAUUCAUCGAUGAGCAAAACGCUGAGACCAGACCGUAUAAACUUGGGUUGAAUCGAUUUUCUGAUCUUACCAACGAGGAGUACCGUGCUGUGUUCGUGGGUGGACGGUUAGACAGAAAGACGAGGCUGUUGAAGAACCCUAAAAGCGAGCGUUACGCUUUUAAGGCCGGCGAAGAGUUGCCGGAAUCCGUUGAUUGGAGAGAGAAAGGCGCCGUUGCCCCUGUAAAAGAUCAAGGCCAAUGCGGGAGUUGUUGGGCAUUCUCGACGGUUGGUGCUGUUGAAGGAAUAAAUCAAAUUGUAACCAGUGAAUUAAUUUCCCUAUCAGAGCAAGAGCUUGUUGAUUGUGACAAGAGUUAUAACCAGGGCUGUAAUGGUGGUCUCAUGGACUACGCCUUUGAAUUCAUCAAAAACAACGGUGGCAUUGACACUGAAGAUGACUAUCCUUACCAUGCCAAAGAUGGUACUUGUGAUUCUAACAGGAAAAAUGCCCGGGUUGUCUCCAUUGAUGGAUAUGAAGAUGUUCCUGUAAACGACGAGAAGUCGUUGAUGAAGGCACUGGCAAAUCAACCAGUUAGUGUUGCUAUUGAAGCUGGUGGCAGAGCUUUCCAACACUACUCUUCUGGUGUUUUUACUGGAUAUUGUGGAACACAACUAGACCAUGGUGUUGUUGUAGUUGGCUACGGAAUAGAUAAUGGUUCAGAUUACUGGAUUGUGAGGAAUUCAUGGGGUCCUAACUGGGGAGAAAGUGGAUACAUUAGGCUUGAGCGCAAUUUUGCUAAUAGCACUAGCGGAAAGUGUGGAAUUGCAAUGGAACCCUCUUACCCUCUUAAGAAUGGCGUGAAUCCUCCUAAUCCCGGUCCAUCUCCUCCUAGUCCUGUAACACCAUCAACUGUCUGCGACGAGUACUAUAGCUGCCCUGAGGACACUACUUGCUGCUGCAUUUAUAAGUAUGGCGAAUUCUGUUUUGGCUGGGGAUGUUGUCCUUACGAGUCUGCUACCUGCUGUGAUGACAACUACAGCUGCUGUCCACAUGAUUAUCCUGUCUGUGAUGUUAAUGCAGGCACUUGUCAAAUGAGCAAGGAUAAUCCAUUGAAGGUGAAAGCGUUGAAGCGAGGGCCUGCUACUGCUAGAGUAAACUGGUCAGGGAUGAAAACUAACAGGAAAGUGAGUUAUGCUUGAGUAAUUUAUAAACUGUAGGUGAAAAAGGCAAAAUGCUCGUGUUUAGGAGAGCUGUUCAAUAUGUGGCCUCGGGCAGAAUGCAUGUUUCUGUCAUAUGUUAAUUGGUUUAGUUAGUAAUGUUUUUUAAUUAUUAUUUGGACAAAUUUUAGAAUGUGUAAAUAUUCAUCUUUAAAUUUCUGAAUGAAAAUUCUAAGUACUGAUUGAUAGA
Messenger RNA from Solanum dulcamara, 2128 nucleotides. RefSeq names its product cysteine proteinase mucunain-like. The record is from RefSeq and is a predicted model, not a curated record. NCBI's taxonomy places the organism in Eukaryota, Viridiplantae, Streptophyta, Magnoliopsida, Solanales, Solanaceae. Gene Ontology annotation, cellular component: lysosome. The coding region runs from base 508 to 1920 and encodes 470 amino acids. Gene Ontology annotation, molecular function: cysteine-type endopeptidase activity. The transcript has 5 exons.